UGUGAUUGUUAUUGACGCUGGUGUCAAUGUUUUCCAAAGCGAACCACAUCCCAAUUUCGACGGAGUUGAUUGUUGUGCUAAGAAAGAGUAGGAAAAUAGAAAUUAGAAUUUCAUCCGAUUUUGUCGUUUGAACAUAGAAAUCCCAAGAUGCUAAACUAUCUACAAUGGUUCAUUAUGGUCGUACUCUCUGCGUCCGCGACGGUACAAGGCUCACACGAGAAACUGCCGGUGGCCGCAAACCUGCACCGUGCCGAUGGAUCACACGAAUCCUACGACCAGAACUUGGCUACUGUAACCGCAGACGAGGGUUUUGUCGAUUCAACGACUCCAGGCACCGGGACGACACAUGAUCGUGCGUUGUUCAAGGAGACACCUAUCAUGGAUGCGAUCACUAUCGUAUGGUACCUAGCCACAUUAAUCGCACUCGUAGCGUUCUUCCUGGUGAUGGCCUGUGCGGACCGCAACCGGUGUCGAUCUCGUAAGCCCGCCCAGGAAGAGUUGACGCCACCGCCAACGCCGGCACCCUCCUACCGCCAGUUCGCGCCUCCCAACUACGAUACGCUAGUGUUCGAGAAAGAUAACGACAGUAUUUUCAUCAUUCCAUACGACGCUCGGAUCGAGAGUGAACAUCAGCGGUACGCCGAAAGUCUGGCGAAUGAUCUGGAAGAGAUUAUAGUCCAGCCAAAUGUGUCUAACGACCACGUGCCAACCAGUGAUAUUAGGAAUGAAGAGGAUGGUGAUGCAGGCAGUGAUGCUACCGCUGUUCCCGAAGUAUGUAGUAGUGAACCAGUGCGCGCUAAUUAGGUGAUAAGGUACACGCUGACGUCGGGGGUAAACUGCGCAAAAUUGCAUUGCAAACGUGUGAAUUCGCAUUGCACUGCAUUCGAUCGGCCGUUGAGUGGUUUUGCUUCGAUAGUGUGUUUUUACCGCGAAGUAAUGCGUCAUUGAAAAAACCGGUAAUCUUUGUCAUAACGAUGACGAUAAACAGCUUAAAAAUGCUGCACAGCAGAGCCGUCUGAUCUUCGACUGAUACCAUUUUUGGGGGAAAAUGGAAACCGAUAAGCCGGCAGUAAUGCGGGAAUACUUACGAUUACCGUGCGCAACAAACACACGUGUUCCUGUACUCAUGACAGUGCGGUUCUAACGCAACGUUUCAAACAUUACCAUACGAAAUGGUUUAAUAAUGUAAUCUAAUCGAUCGUGAUUCUGCAGCGAUGAUCAAGCCCGCUGCCUUUG
Anopheles coustani is the source of this 1236-nucleotide messenger RNA. RefSeq lists its product as uncharacterized. The coding region runs from base 148 to 804 and encodes 218 amino acids. The record is from RefSeq and is a predicted model, not a curated record. The transcript is spliced from 3 exons. NCBI's taxonomy places the organism in Eukaryota, Metazoa, Arthropoda, Insecta, Diptera, Culicidae.